Messenger RNA from Varroa destructor (honeybee mite), 4017 nucleotides. RefSeq lists its product as uncharacterized. Gene Ontology annotation, cellular component: endoplasmic reticulum. NCBI's taxonomy places the organism in Eukaryota, Metazoa, Arthropoda, Arachnida, Mesostigmata, Varroidae. Gene Ontology annotation, biological process: protein O-linked glycosylation via mannose. The record is from RefSeq and is a predicted model, not a curated record. Gene Ontology annotation, molecular function: protein O-acetylglucosaminyltransferase activity.
UAUUAUCUUUGUUAUUAUUACAUUAUGAACAAAAUAUUUAUAAUCCAGAGUAUUUUUGUAUUCCACAAUUUUUCGGCACAAUAUGUGUACAAACAUAUUUCUGUGUGUGGCUGUUGAAAACAUCUUUAAACAGCCCUCGUGAGAGCCAAAUUUAAGUUUUGUAAAGAAAAUCGAACUGUGCGAAAGUCGAAGCUGUACAUGGCACACAUCGUUUACAUCGUAGCGUUAAAGAAGGCUACAGGAAAUUAAUUAGAUUUUCAAUAUAAUGAGUGUGCCUGCAGCAUACUGGCUUUCAGCGUACUCGAUAAUCAUCUUAAAUUUGUUGUAUGAAACAGGGACGGUCAUCGGGGGCGAACAUUUUGCAUCUUAUCCUACGCGUCAAUUGCAACAAGACAAGGGUGACCAAGACCUCAUCGGGUCUUAUGUGAGCUAUGGAAUUGUCAACGAAUAUUGAAAUUACAGUCGCCGGUGUCUGUCGAACGCUCACUUUUAAAUAUCAUGUUACAUGAUAUUCGAGCUUCCCGUUGCUAGUAAACGCGAUAUCCGUUAUUCAGUAAAACUGUCUAUGCCGUUUCGCUAAUAAGGAUCAUCAUGUUGACGCAGCUCAUAUUAACUCUAAUCCUUCUUAAUGGAAUGGACCCCCAUUUCGGGGAGACGUCCUCGGCAUCUUGCAUGUACGGGCCUAAUGGUCCACGUUUGAAUAUCGAUGCUGCUGACCAUCAAAAGCGUGGUGAAGGCAUCCAUUUAAGCGAUCGUCAAGGUCAUAAUAUAGAACACUGUAUCUUCCGUGAUGUAUGCUGGCACCGACAAGGUUUGUUGUUUAAAUUAAAACAUCCUAGCGAUGUCAGGACAGAGGACUCGAGCUCGUCGUGGGUUUACGGGUCUUGGCCCAUCAAGAAUCUCUCCGCGUCGACAGCGGACCAUAACGGCUUGCCUAUUGAUGUGAUACCAUUAUCCGAUGAGAUCUUCCAUCAGAUCGUAGAGUCGUCACAUCGGCUAGUCCAGCUCGACCAAGCCAUUUUGCUACAGCGUUAUCUUCCAAAUAACCUCAUGCAUGUUAUACAUGACGAUGUAUUACCUGCUUUCGCCCUUUGGGAACAGUUGAACAACGCCUCUAUUCGGUCAACAUAUCCACACAACGGUAAAGAAGAUAACCAGAAAAACCAAAGUUCAGAAGUUAGACUCCUAUUAGUCGAUUGCGCACGUCAUGAAUUUGACGAAUUGUAUUCGCUUGUGGGGGCAAAUGUGGUUUAUUCGGAGCACGGCCAAAUAACCUGUGUUAAUGAGCUCUUUGUGGGGUUACCUAGGGUUACACAGUGGUAUCAGUAUGGUUUUAAAACUCCACAAGGUCCUUUGAAAGGAACAGAUGUUAACAUCCUAGAGCGGUUUAGAAAACGUAACGGAGUUCCUAAUGCGGAUGAUACAAGUAGAAAUAAUUUAGAUAGUUUACAUGGGAUUGGAUCAGCUCUGCCAAGAAUACGUGUGUGCACCUUACUUAUUCGGGAGUUUAAUCGCAAGAUCCUGAAUAUUGAUCAGGUCGAAGAAAAGCUCCGAUCCGAACUGAACUGCUUGGUUCGAAUAGUUUCCUUAAGUAGAUAUUCACUUUCAGAACUUCGUAAACUUAUUAGCGCUACUGACUUCCUUGUAGCCAUGCAUGGAGCUGAGUUAGCUUUGACAAUCUUUCUUCCACGUGGUUCAGCCGUACUAGAAAUGUUUCCGUAUGCCGUACCAUCAGAGAACUACACGCCUUAUCGAACCCUGUGCAGUCUAUUGAACAUUGCAUACGUAGCGUGGGAAAACACCAUUCGUAAAAAUAGCUUUGGUCAUAUGGCUUGUGCCCUUGCAAAUUUAUCCGAUGAAGAGAAAGCUCGCAUCCUGAAACAAGACAAAGUCGAGCCCCACUUAUGCUGUGAGGACCCUGCCUGGCUCUAUAGGAUAUAUCAGGACAGUUGGGUCGAUCUUAGGUCGUUUCGGAGAUCCCUAAGGAUACUGGCCGAGAGAAAAUGGAAAAUGUUUCAGUGUAAUAAACCUGCAGUUAUAAGGGACUUAAUGAGUAUCGUAACGUUCGGGAAGAGCUCCACAUUUGGUUCAUCUACUUCACCGAGUUCACCAGGAGAUUGGUUGUCAUUUUGGAAGCACCUGGCAGUUAUAGCUAAUGGAAAGCACGCAACGUUCUACUUGAGUCGCGUCCGCAAUCCAGUCUGUAGGAGACAUGAAGACCUGGUCAGCAUCCGCUGGGUGGUACCUUUCAACUCUGCGGUCGCGACAAAGACCCAACAUGAAUUUAGAACCUUACAUGGGAAAGACCAAAUGCCGGAAACCAAUCCUUCUGAAGGUAAAUUUAUGUCAACAAAAAAAUCGAGCGCUAGUUGGGCAAAAACUCGAGAAAAAAUUCUCAGAGAAAGAGCGUAUCCAAGCGUAUGGUACGAAGUCCUUACUCAAUGUGGACCCAUUCCAACCGUAACCGGAGUUAUACUGACGCGCACUCAGCGUACAGCAGUGGAGAUAUAUUGCAGGGAAAAAUUAUUAGUAUGGCUCAAAGCUGAAAGAGGCACAGAACUUCCUAGUCCACUUAUUUGUUAACCUCUUAAACGUAUUAUAAAAAUAUAUGCAUAUAUUUAUUAGCAUUAUCUCACUAGGCGUGCAUGUCGCUUUAAGAACCGACGUCUUUCGAUGUGGAUAUGUUUUGUGAGCAACAGACGAAGACUGUAAAUUGUUUAAGUAUCGUUGGCAGAGUUUUAAUGGAGUUCGGAUCAAAGGAUAACUAAACACCUAAGAUAGAUGAUUCCUACGACGACAAUUUUGAAUUAUCUGUGUAAGAGGUCAGCAUAUCUAGGUAAUCCAUCAUGCAGUCCAAGUUGUGGGAAGGAGAUUCUGAGAAUAACAGUAUCUAGAGAAGAAAGGGCUUAGCGGGUGCGCAGAUGGUCUGGAUUUUUGCUACAUUAUCGACGCCGCGAGCACCACAAGUUCUAAGAAGACCGAUCAAUUAAAAUACGUACUCAUAAAUCCAGCCUUAUCAAACUUUUUAAGCAAACCUUCUUGCAUGCAUUAGAGGUUAACUAGUUUACCUCGAUACUGUGGUCAUCGUCCUAGUCAAUCAGUGAUUAAUCUUCAAUGAUUGUCUCGUUUUAUGCCCAGUAACGAUCUUUUAUGGCCACUCUUGACUACAAAAUCUUGAAUCCUGAGAUUCUAAUCUCAGAUCACAAGUGGUCCCUUUGAAGUGAUUCGCUUAAAAGUUAACCUUUCGUGAAGUUAAUUUUUGUUUUGCACUCUGUUGGAUAUAGGGACAGUGUUCUACAAUACGUUGCUUAGCAGUAGAAGGAACUGCUAUAUGUGCUAUCUGGCUCAGCGUUUCCCAAGUUAUGGAUGGCUUGUUGCUCAUACCAGUUUGCCGCCAUCUAUUUAUACAUAGAGCAAAUAUAUAUAUGUAUAUAUAUAGAUCCAGUGUAUAUUAUUAUUGAGUUCAUGGAACUCUUAUAGAAUCAAAUACAAUAAUUUCACUAUGUUAUUAUCAUACAUAUUUUUUCAAAUUAAAUCUUUAUGUUAAAUAAUAAUUACAUAGUAUACGUAAAUUAGGUGCAUGAAUAAAUUCAUAGCGUGAACUCUUGCUGUUUCAGUACCUAUUCUGCGCAAAGGAAAUCGUUUUCGCGUAUAGUUUCGCGUUGUGUUUUGGUAUCACCCAGAAAAUGUAGUCUAAUGUAAGACCCUCUGUAGAGGUUUCAAAAAUCCAAAAGAUGCCAAAAAAAGUACAGAUUGAACAAAUAAAUCGUUGUGGCUUAUCUUUACAGAACAAUUAAAAAUAGGCUAGAAACUUUCACAAUAAGAAAUUGAUUUCUGGAUAACGUUCUGGACUCAUUAACAAUAGAUUUUUGCUCGAUUUUAAUAAAUCUUUAAGCGUUUUAUUGCGAUUCCUGUUAUAAACCUUUCGCCUUACGUCGUGGGAAUUUCUUCUCUUCCCACUUGAAAUGUGGAGUCUUAUUUGCUUGAUCAGCCGGCAGCGUUUCAGGGCAAAUCUCU